This is a messenger RNA of Ylistrum balloti, 4919 nucleotides long. Its product is annotated as zinc finger MYND domain-containing protein 19-like. The transcript is spliced from 7 exons. The record is from RefSeq and is a predicted model, not a curated record. Bases 63 to 746 code for a protein of 227 amino acids. Lineage: Eukaryota; Metazoa; Mollusca; Bivalvia; Pectinida; Pectinidae.
CCCUUACCGGGACAAGUGGAUACCUCGAUAACCUUGCGGGAGGCAAUAAACUGUGCCUAACCAUGGCGGGCUUCAAGCUCGGGAUCGUCCGCCUUGGCAGAACAGCAGGGAAAGUAAAAUAUGCUUUGUUAGAUGAGCGAGACAUUUCCCUGGUCGAAAACCAUGCAUUUGAGGCGCGCAUGGAGGUAGAUCCUGAUGGCAAUGGAGCGAUGAUAUAUGCCUACACGCAUAACAUCCAUCGAAGUAAAUGUACAGCCCAACCUCUACACAAUUUCCUGUGGGAAAGACAUUGUGGAGGAAUUGCUCCAGGAUGGAAGGUCCUACAUAAAAAUGGUGUUACUGUAGACAAUAGAAUGGAGAAUUUGGCCCUAGUACCAGAAAAUAGUACACCAUAUUUUGAAGAGCAACCAUCAACAAAGUCAAAUAGAGAACAGAGUCUAUACUGGCUUGCAGUGCAGCAGCUUCAGGAGGAACCCCUGGAAUGUCCAGCAGAACCAUUCUACCACAAAGUUUACAACAGCAAUGGUGACAGUGUUAGUGAGGAUGAAAACUCCAUGUAUUAUGAGUGCCACUAUCCUCCAUGUACUAAUAUGGAGAAACAGAUUCGUGAGUUCAGCAUCUGUGGACGGUGCCAAGAGGUCAGGUACUGUGGAAUCUAUUGCCAGCAAAAGGACUGGCCAACCCAUAAAAGGUUCUGUCGUGAACGGUUACGACCAUCACAGUGUGAACGACCUCCAGAUAGAUAAAGGUCACAGAUUCUCUUGUCAGUUUAGUUGUAUGAAUGAGGAAAGGGGCAUGAUGUAUGUACAAAAAUGAAUAAUAGACUAAGGUUAACACAUAAAGACUUCUGUAAGGCUAUGUAGACUUAUCCAGGAUCUCAUCAAUAUGCAGAAUGCCUCUGUCAGUAAGGACAUAUGUAUUGCUGACCUCUGUCAGUAAGGACAGAUGUAUUGCUGACCUCUGUCAGUAAGGACAGAUGUAUCACUGACAGAGGUCGGUAAGGACAGAUGUAUCACUGACAGAGGUUAGUAAGGACAGAUGUAUCAUUGACCUCUGUCAGUUAGAACUGAUGUAUCACUGACCUCUGUCAGUAAGGACAGAUGUAUCACUGACCUCUCUGUCAGUAAGGACAGAUGUAUCACUGACCUCUGUCAGACAGAUGUAUCACUGACCUCUGUCAGUAAGGACAGAUGUAUCAAUGACCUCUGUCAGUAAGGACAGAUGUAUCACUGACCUCUCUGUCAGUAAGGACAGAUGUAUUGCUGACCUCUGUCAGUAAGGACAGAUGUAUCACUGACAGAGGUCAGUAAGGACAGAUGUAUCACUGACAGAGGUCAGUAAGGACUGAUGUAUCACUGACAGAGGUCAGUAAGGACAGAUGUAUCACUGACCUCUGUCAGUAAGGACAGAUGUAUCACUGACCUCUCUGUCAGUAAGGACAGAUGUAUCACUGACAGAGGUCAGUAAGGAUAGAUGUAUCACUGACCUCUCUGUCAGUAAGGGCAGAUGUAUCACUGACAGAGGUCAGUAAGGACAGAUCUAUCACUGACCUCUGUCAGUAACGACAGAUGUAUUACUGACCUCUGUCAGUAAGGACAGAUGUAUCACUGACCUCUGUCAGUAAGGACAGAUGUAUCAAUGACCUCUGUCAGUAAGGACAGAUGUAUCACUGACCUCUCUGUCAGUAAGGACAGAUGUAUUGCUGACCUCUGUCAGUAAGGACAGAUGUAUCACUGACAGAGGUCAGUAAGGACAGAUGUAUCACUGACCUCUGUCAGUAAGGACAGAUGUAUCACUGACCUCUGUCAGUAAGGACAGAUGUAUCACUGACCUCUGUCAGUAAGGACAGAUGUAUCACUGACCUCUCUGUCAGUAAGGACAGAUGUAUCACUGACAGAGGUCAGUAAGGAUAGAUGUAUCACUGACCUCUCUGUCAGUAAGGGCAGAUGUAUCACUGACAGAGGUCAGUAAGGACAGAUGUAUCACUGACCUCUGUCAGUAACGACAGAUGUAUUACUGACCUCUGUCAGUAAGGACAGAUGUAUCACUGACCUCUGUCAGUAAGGACAGAUGUAUCACUGACAGAGGUCAGUAAGGACAGAUGUAUCACUGACAGAGGUCAGUAAGGAUAGAUGUAUCACUGACCUCUCUGUCAGUAAGGGCAGAUGUAUCACUGACAGAGGUCAGUAAGGACAGAUGUAUCACUGACCUCUGUCAGUAACGACAGAUGUAUUACUGACCUCUGUCAGUAAGGACAGAUGUAUCACUGACCUCUGUCAGUAAGGACAGAUGUAUCACUGACAGAGGUCAGUAAGGACAGAUGUAUCACUGACAGAGGUCAGUAAGGAUAGUGACCUACAGAUGAUCAUUUUUUGGCUAAUGUAAAUGUAGACUUUAUGAUACUGACAUAUUAUCUGGCAGUGUUGAUUUGAUAGUAGUGUCUGAUAAUGUAACAUAGAAAUCCACCUGUAGGACUGACACUACAGAUUACUAGGACAUUCAUAAAUAUACAUUGUAUGUGGUGUAAAUAUAUACUUUUCCUUGUCGGUGUUUAGUAUACAUUACAUGAAUAGUUCGCAUACACAAUGUAGCUUUGUGUAACAUGAUGAGAUAGUGUGGUUGGUUAUUUAAGUGAGAAAGCAGUGUAAAUGUUUCAUGCCCAAUUCCUCUAGCCACAGUUCUGAUAAUUUAUGAGUCAGCUGACAGGUCAAUUUAGUUUACCUCAGACACUGAGCAAGUCAGCUGGGAGGUCAGUUUAUUUGACCUCAGACACUGAGCAAGUCAGCUGGGAGGUCAGUUUAGUUGACCUUAGACACUGAGCAAGUCAGCUGGGAAGUCAGUUUAUUUGACCUUAGACACUGAGCAAGUCAGCUGGGAAGUCAGUUUAUUUGACCUUAGACAUUGAGCAAGCUUGAGGUCAGUUGACCCCAGUUAUUGAGCAUCUGUUGGACAGUGAGAUAUUUGGUAAGAGUUAAGAUAGAUGUCAGGAGAGCAAGUGACAUGGAAUUUUGUUUAGAGAUUAAGCUGACUGUGUCCAUCUUGUAAACAACAAGAGAUCUGUAAUGUUGUGUUAAACAUGUGAUGUACUGGUGAUAUACUGGCGUUAGCUCCAGGUAUUAUUUUGUUAAUCCAUUGUCUCACCUUGUAUUGUUGAAUAUCUAUGUUAUUAUUUAGUCCAGUAUCUGUUCUAACAGCAAGAUAACUCAGUUUCUAACAUAAUUUUAAUCAAAAUAAUAAGCAGACGUAAUAAGCCUUUUGUUAAUUAAAAGUUACAUAAAAUUUUAACAAAAUGAUAUCUGCCCUUAGAUAUAUUUUUCACUUUUUUGUAUGUUUUUUUUUAGUAUCUAUGAGAAUACCAAUUACAACAGUUAAAGUGGAGUUAUCCUGCUGACAGACACCUGGAUUAGUUAUCUCCCUUGCAUCCAUCCAACUUAGUGUAUGUUCAGUAUUUUAAUUAUUUACAAGAUGUGUACACACUAGUCCUAACACAUACAUGUGUAUUUGUUUAUUUAUAAAAUAAUUUAGUGAUAUGUGAGUGGUGAGUGUUGACUGUAGAGUGACAUUAGAACAUUAGAUAGGUAAUUCCAUGGUCACACUCACAGAUAUUAGUGUGAUUUGAAACAUAACAUCCAUCUAAUAUACAAAAUGAUAAUGUAUUCAAUUCAGAUAUGUGAAAUUUAUGUGUUGUUGAAUGUUAAGUUUUUUAUGUGACACACAGUAUGUUCUGAACUUAAUGGGUUUUACCCAGUGAAGAUGACACAUCUGUAUAUGGCGCCUACAAAAUGCAGUCUACAAAUGCCAUCAUUAUUUUAGUUUUGUUAAUCUAUUUACAUGUAGAAACAAAGUUGUUUAUUUAGUUUGAACAUUCCUAUAUACAGUGUUAAAUGAGAGCCAUUCCGUGGUUAGUGAGGGGAAACACCUUCAAUAACUUGUAGUCCAUUCCAUGGAUGGAAAGGGGAGAGAACUCCUUGUUUACUAAGAUCAUAACCAAGAGUGAGUCCUUGUCAUCUCCUGAGAAAGGGAGAGAAUUCUUCUUCUUUAUUAUGAGGCAUUCCAACACAAUAGUGUGUUAUUUUCAUCGUUUGCUGUAUAUUUGUAAUCUUAUAUUUAAAAUCACUGACCUUGUAUAUCUAAGUCACUACUUGUAUGUCCAGUCCUAUCAUUAGGAUCCAGGAUUAGUAUGUCCAGUCCUAUCAUUAGGAUCCAGGAUUAUUUCUCAUACUUUCGAAACUGGAUUUAGACUAUAGAAAUUGUGCAGCAUGCUUUAAAAGUAUAAGAUGUUUUGGCAUAUCUAUCCUGGGACUGAAUGAUACAAACUGCACAUGUGUGUGCAAUUAAUCAUAAUUAAUUUAUUUAAUCAAAGUGUGAUCAUUGUGUUCUUUUAGCAGAGUAUCCCAUUUCCAACUUGCAUAUUAAUCAUGAAAGACAUUUUUGUUGAGUUAACUGCAAGGUAUGGUUUUGGUGAGUGUUACCCUUUUUUUUGUUGACUAGUUGUAGAAAGAUAUCAGAUUUUAUGUGUUUACAUGAGGCUUCAGUUAAGGUAAAGUUCUAUCAAACGUGAACGUAUAUUGUGGUUUUACAAUUGACACUUGUUGGAAAAAAUAAAAGAUUUCCUAUUAUUAAAAAACUGUUUCAAUAAGUAAAAAAUUGAAUAUGGUAUUUAAACUUUAGUGAUGUAGCCUUGUUGACAAUUUGAUGAAAUGGAUUCCGUUAUAUAAAAGAUAAACUGAUCUACUCUCCAUCUUAACCUGAUAAUUCACUGCCAAAUAUUGCCAGUAACACUACGCAAACUGAUUUCAGUCAUGACUUCUAGAUAGAUGUGUGCCAUUAAUAGAUAUUUGUGAUUUACAUUUUAACAAUUAACAGUGCAAUAUAAUUGUGUGUUUUAAUAUGAUUUUUAGAGUAACAUUCCAUAUUUC